This is a messenger RNA of Geodia barretti, 672 nucleotides long. NCBI's taxonomy places the organism in Eukaryota, Metazoa, Porifera, Demospongiae, Tetractinellida, Geodiidae. The record is from the annotation of a GenBank genome assembly.
AUGCUACAAUUCCAGCUGAUCAGGACGCAGCAACCACCCUCCUACAGCAACGGAAAGGCAAAAAUCUCCCUGGCAAGGACUAUUGACGUGACUUCUUCAUCGUCUUCCUACCGGAAACGGGUUUAUACCAAGUUCGGCGACAAAGGUGAAACCAGCCUGCUCUAUGGCGGGCGAGUUUCCAAAAACGACCCUCAUACCGAGGCCUACGGAGUAACCGACGAAGCAGUCUCGGUGAUGGGCCUGGCAAGGUCCUUCUCUGAAGACCCGAAGGUCAAAGACAUUCUUCGUGAUGCGCAACGGGACCUGUUUAUGAUUGCCGCCGAAUUAGCUACUGAGCCGGACAAGUACGAGCUUUUCCAGCAGCACUUUGCUCCGGUAACAGUUGAAAUGGUGGAGAACCUGGAACAUACCAUCGAUUCCCUUGAGGAAGAAUUUGAGAUGCCAACGGUCUUCGUCCUGCCCGGCGGUUCUCCUUCUUCUUCAGCGAUAGACAUGUCACGCACCUCCAUACGUACUGCCGAACGCCGAGUGGUGGCCUUGGCUGAAGCUGGCCGCCUUACCAACGAAUUAAUUAUCAACUACCUCAACCGGUUGGGUGACCUGCUCUUUGUUCUGGCCCGCUACGAAGACCGCGAAUUGCCCAUCGAACGGGCAACCGGCGAACGCAGCUAG